AUGUCUACUGAUCCCGUUACGUUCUAUGGGUUUACCCCUAUUGUUCGCGACCCGGAGAUUCUCUUCAAGGACCACCCCACAGCCUCCGGUCCCAAUCCAAAGCAGGACUUGUUCACUGCAGCUGACUUUCCCCUUCCUGACUCACCGGUUGUUCGUGAAGUGAAGGCGUUCGUGAGGAAAGAGCUCGAUGACCAAACUUACAACCACAGCCACCGGGUGUACAUCUACGGUGUGCCUUCUACAUCCCGCUCACAAGGAGUGUAUGUACUAAUCAUCGACGUUGAAGGCACUGCGCUUGUGAAGACGCACUUCCCCAGCUGGUCCUAUGACCACGAAACGUACUACCUUUCCUGCCUCCUGCAUGAUAUUGGCACGGCGGAGCGCUUCCUGGCAACGACUAAGAUGUCGUUCGAGUUCAAGGGCGCGAUCGUCGCGCGCGAUCUCAUCCUCCAGCAGGGUGGCGUGGAGGACCAGGCUGACAGCGUCUGCGAUGCGAUCAUUCGCCACCAGGACAUUUUCGUCACUGGCGGAAAUAUUACCAUGAUUGGCCAGAUCUUGCAGCUGGCGACUAUUCUGGACAACGUUGGAAUGCAAGUCCCUUCUCUCUUUAUACGGGAAGCAAACUAA
This is a messenger RNA of Fibroporia radiculosa, 627 nucleotides long. RefSeq lists its product as uncharacterized. Lineage: Eukaryota; Fungi; Basidiomycota; Agaricomycetes; Polyporales; Fibroporiaceae. The transcript is spliced from 4 exons. Bases 1 to 627 code for a protein of 208 amino acids. The record is from RefSeq and is a predicted model, not a curated record.